AUGGGUGCGACGAAGCGUCUCCUCGCCGGGAGCGAAAAAAAAAAAAAAAAAAAAAAAAACAGUCCCAGCAAGAAGCAGAAGGUCAAGGAACCUGCCGAGGGCGACGACGAGGCGGCGGCGCUGAAGAAGCAGAGGAAGAAGGAGAAGAAGGCGGCCAAGGCGGCCAAGGAGGCCAAGGAGGGCGGCGGCGAAGACAAGGACGAGAAGAAGAAGCGCAAGGAGGAGAAGCGCGAGAAGAAGCGGCUCAGGGAAGAAGCGGAGAAGGCUGCCGCCGCUGGCGAGGAUGCCCCCAUGGCCGAUGUCGACGCCGACGCCGAGACGAAGCCCAAGAAGGAGAAGAAGGACAAGAAGGAAAAGAAGGACAAGAAGGAGAAGAAGGUCAUGUCACAGAACGGCGCCGCUGUCGCGAGCGCCUCGUACACACAGUCGGCGGCCCUGACGGCGCUGCCCCAGGCCGACAUUGACGCCUACUUGGCCGAGCAGUCGAUUGUCAUCGGCGAUGACAAGUCGACCAACCUGCGUCCCGUCCUCGCCUUCGACCAGCUGCCCGUCACCGACCUCCUCGCCAAGUCGCCGUUUGCCGCCUACACCAAGCCGACGCCCAUCCAGGCGGCCUCGUGGCCGUUUACGCUGUCGGGUCGUGACGCCAUUGGCGUGGCCGAGACGGGGUCCGGCAAGACCAUGGCUUUCGCGCUGCCGCUCGUCGAGUCGAUCAGCAAGAUGAAGAAGCGCUGCAUCAAGGCCGUCGUCGUGUCGCCGACGCGCGAGCUCGCCAUGCAGACGCACGAGCAGACGGCCCAGCUGGCGGCCCACCUCGGCCUCAAGAGCGUGUGCGUCUACGGCGGCGCCUCCAAGGACGAGCAGCGCGCGCUGCUGCAGCGCGGCGCCGACAUCAUCGUCGCGACGCCGGGCCGCCUCAAGGACUUCAUGUCCGACGGCACCGUCGACCUGUCGCACAGCCGGUUCGCCGUGCUCGACGAGGCCGACCGCAUGCUCGACAAGGGCUUCGAGGACGACAUCAAGGCCAUCCUCGGCGCUAUGCCAGCGCGCGAGGACCGCCAGACGCUCAUGUUCACGGCGACGUGGCCCGCGUCGGUGCGCCUGCUCGCCUCGAGCUUCAUGGUCGACCCCGUCAAGAUCACCAUCGGCUCGGGCGGCAAGGAGACGGCGAGCGGCUCGGUCGAGCUGCAGGCCAACACGCGCAUCACGCAGCGCGUCGAGGUCGUCGACGGCCGCGACAAGGAGCAGCGCCUGCUGCAGAUCCUGCGCCAGUACCAGGCCGGCCAGGGCCGCCACGACCGCAUCCUCGUCUUCUGCCUCUACAAGAAGGAGGCCACGCGCGUCGAGGGCUUCCUCCAGCAGCGCGGCAUCCACGUCUGCGGCAUCCACGGCGACCUGCGCCAGGACCAGCGCACCCGCAGCCUCGAGGCCUUCAAGUCCGGCUCCACCUCGGUCAUGGUCGCCACCGACGUCGCCGCCCGCGGCCUCGACAUUCCCGAGGUCAAGCUCGUCGUCAACGUCACCUUCCCGCUGACCAUUGAGGACUACGUCCACCGCAUCGGCCGCACCGGACGCGCCGGCAAGACGGGCGAGGCCAUUACCCUCUUUACCGUCCAGGACAAGGCCCACUCUGGCUCGUACGUCUUUUUUUUUUUUUCCUUUCUUUCUUCCUCAGCACUACGGAUAGUCAUGGAUAUCUCGCUAACCCUGCUUUAG
Molecule: messenger RNA, 1716 nt
Organism: Verticillium alfalfae VaMs.102
Lineage: Eukaryota; Fungi; Ascomycota; Sordariomycetes; Glomerellales; Plectosphaerellaceae
Product: ATP-dependent RNA helicase DBP3
Exons: 1
Coding region: 1-1716 (571 amino acids)
Biological process (GO): rRNA processing
Cellular component (GO): nucleolus
Molecular function (GO): RNA binding; ATP binding; RNA helicase activity
Source: RefSeq, a predicted model, not a curated record